AUGAGUACCGCAGCAGACACCCCAAUCCCUCUCUGGUUGGAUUGCGAUCCUGGCCACGAUGAUGCGUUCGCCAUUCUUAUUGCAGCUCAUCACCCAUCCUUGAACCUUCUGGGUAUCACAACAAUCCACGGCAAUGCCUCUUUAGAGAAUACUACCAUCAAUGCCACAAGAGUGUUAGAGGCCAUCGGGAGACCGGAAGUUCCUGUAUAUCCAGGGAGCAAAAAGCCGUUCUGCAGACCUGCCAUGCAUGCCCCUAACAUUCACGGCGAAUCAGGUAUUGACGGAACUGAGCUUCUUCCUAAAGCUUCAAGGGCACCGAUUACGGACAAGAACCCUAUCCUUGCGAUGCGCGAUGCCCUUAUGGCUCAGCCGAAAGGCACACCCUGGGUCAUAGCUACAGGUACAUUGACCAACAUUGCCUUGCUAUUCGCAACCUUCCCGGAAGUUGCGGCGCAUAUCAAGGGCCUCAGUAUAAUGGGCGGUGGUGUUGGAGGUGGCUUCGCCAAUGCGCCAAUCAGUAGACUGGCUGGGCAUGAGAACAGGAUUGGCAAUAUAACUCCAUUGGCAGAGUUCAACAUCUAUUGUGAUCCCGAGGCUUCUCAAUCAGUCUUCAGCAAUGCCAUUCUCGCGCCCAAGACCUACCUGAUGUCGCUAGACCUGACGCACCAAGUCCUCGCCUCGCGGGAAGUACAAACCCGCAUUCUACAUGGAGACGGCGACCCCUCCACGCCUCCAACCGUGCUCCGUCAAAUGCUGUAUGAACUACUACUCUUCUUUGCGUCAACCUACGAAACCGAGUACGGCUUGACAACAGGCCCUCCACUCCACGAUCCUCUCGCCGUAGCCAUAAUCCUAUCCACGCUCAACCCAGAAUUCGCUAGCAAACACCCUGACCAGGCUGUGAAAUUCGACGACCGUGAUGGGGAGCGGUUCGCAGUUACUGUUGUAACUGAUGGGCUUCAUGGGAAGGAUAUUGCUCUCGUGGGCCAGCUGGGUCGCUCUGUGGUUACCAGCCACCCCGCCGGUGUCUGCAUCCCCCGUGGAGUGGAUUUGGCUGCCUUUUGGGGCAUUAUUUUGGACUGCAUUAAACGGGCGGAUAGGUUGAAUGCUGCGCGUACAACAGCAUAA
Messenger RNA from Aspergillus puulaauensis, 1128 nucleotides. RefSeq names its product uridine-cytidine N-ribohydrolase. Bases 1 to 1128 code for a protein of 375 amino acids. Gene Ontology annotation, molecular function: purine nucleosidase activity. NCBI's taxonomy places the organism in Eukaryota, Fungi, Ascomycota, Eurotiomycetes, Eurotiales, Aspergillaceae. The transcript is spliced from 5 exons. Gene Ontology annotation, cellular component: cytosol. The record is from RefSeq and is a predicted model, not a curated record. Gene Ontology annotation, biological process: purine nucleoside catabolic process.